Molecule: messenger RNA, 2406 nt
Organism: Harpegnathos saltator (Jerdon's jumping ant)
Lineage: Eukaryota; Metazoa; Arthropoda; Insecta; Hymenoptera; Formicidae
Product: transmembrane protein 185A
Exons: 7
Coding region: 325-1344 (339 amino acids)
Source: RefSeq, a predicted model, not a curated record
GAGAGGAAGAUAGAUAGCUCUCUCUCUCUCUCUCUCUCUCUCUUUCGACAAAGAGAGGGAGCAAGAGUGGAAGAAAGUAGAGAGAGCUAGAAGGAGCUGAUGACUAUUAGUUGACUUCAGUAUGCUCGGGAGUUUUGGUUUUGUAAUGAAUUGUCGUUUAUUUUUUUUUCCGAACACAAAUGCACGAGCUACUGCUUGCGUUCUUCCAUAAUAGUCUCCGUGUGGCAAAUGAAAUUACGUGCUUUCCAUAGCAUGUAUCAUCACUCGACUGCUCAUCGAAAGGUUCUCUUCCAUUAAUUGGCCUACAUAAUCGUACUGACAAUUAUGAAUUUGCAAACGCUUUUCCAAGACUUCAAUCCAAGCAAAUUUCUAGUACAUUCGUGCUUAAUGAUAUUUACAUCUCUAUUCGCACUUCGAUUGGAUGGCUUCAUAGAAUGGAGUUACUGGUCAAUAUUCAGUCCAAUAUGGUUCUGGAAAGGUAUGGUUAUUUUGGGCGCUGUAGUAGGAAGCUAUGUCUGGUGGAGACAUCCGCAUGCGAGAUUAGAAGGAGAUGCCUAUGUACAUUAUAAGGCAAUGUUGAUCACCUUGGCAUUACAUUUAAUUCUACUGAUGUUUGAAUUAUUAGUAUGCGACAAGUUAGAGUCUGAAAGACAUUUGUGGAUACUUGUAUUCAUCCCUUUGAUAUUUAUCUCAAUAGUAUCAAUUGCUGUUUGCAUAUGGGCUGUAAAACACGACCGGUCAUUUGAGCUCGAAUUAUUUUGUGCAGUGAAUGUGUUACAGUUCAUUUUUCUGGCGUUAAGAUUAGAUAAUUUUAUAACAUGGAGUUGGGAGGUUGUAUUUGUGCCACUGUGGGCACUUCUUUGCUUGUCAUUGGUGGCUGUUUUAUAUGCAAUAGUAUUUGCUGCCGUUUUACUAAGAACACCUCAGAUCAAUGCCCGACAGAGGCGGACCUCAUUGAAUUCAGCAUUAGCAUACACGUUUCUUGUUGUUCCCAUCUUAGUGUUCCAGGUUCUGCUAGCAAACAAAUUGGAUGGAGAUAUUUCAUUGAAUUAUACAACAGUUGCAAUGCCACUGCUUGUAUCGCAUAUGACCCUUAUUUUUAUGUCCUUUGGUGCAAAGGGUGGCAAUAGAUGGUGGUUUGGUAUCAGAAAGGACUUUUGUCACUUUCUGCUGGGUUUAUGUCCGUUGCUUCAGGAAUAUGGUAAUAUUUCGUAUCAACCGAGGGACGAACGAGAUCAGCCACCAUCUGAGCCAAUGAUUUCGGAAAAAGGUGAAAAGCUCAUUAAGAAAAUCGACCUAAUGAAACCUGUUGUGCCUAUAAUCUCUAUAGACAUGCCCGACUGAUUGGUUUGAAGCAGGGUUUACUCGGAUAUUUUAUAAGUGUUAUUCCCAACACAAUUGGCUUAUACAGAAGCCGGAUAUCGUGUGUAAAACAAGCAGGUAGUCGUCUAAAUGUUAAGCGCGCAUAAUUAAUUUAACUUUGCUUUGCUCUUAGGCCUUAUUAAUCAAAGAGACGGAAUUAUGCAGAUAUGUGUGUCAGCUGGGAUAUAAGACUGAGCAUCUCGCAUCUCUAGCAUUGUUGGAACGUUGAAGAAAUGUGGGGAGAAAAAGAAGCGUGGAAAAAGAAAGCGAGUAUAUUUAGGCAAGCAGUGUUGCUGUUAAAACGUUGCUGGACAUCGUAAUAUUGAAUGCCCGAUCAUUUAUUAUGUUACAAUGUAGAAAUAAUGUACAGACUGUUAUAUCGCAAUAACAUCACAUACACACACACACACACACACACACACACAAUAUAUAUAUAUAUAUAUAUAUAUAUAUACAUAUAUGAUAUCAUGAAUAUUGAAUAUUAUACAAGUCUACCGUAUGCGCGACAACGGCGAGCAACUGCUGGUAACAUUGUUAUUUUAUAUACAUAAUACAUGCAUAUACAUACAUAUACAUGGCGUAUGUAUGUAUGUAUAUAUAUAUAUAUAAAUAUAUAUAUAUAUAUAUAUAACACUUAAAAAUACUAUUAUAAUCUAAUAAAGUUUCUAUUUUUUGGUAUCAACGGCAAAACGAUGAAUUAAUUUCUACGAUACUGUUAAUUCGAAGUAUCUGUAUAGCAAUAUCGCAAUACGUAUGGUAUAUAUUGAGAUGUAUAUAGCAUAAUAAAUUCGUAAAUAUACACACAUAUGUGUAUAUAUAUAUAUAUAUCUCGAUAUUGUCUCUCCGAGACUCUGUGUUACAACGAUCCAAGUAUUUUGUGUUUAACAGCCUUACUACGGAUUAUUACUACGAGCGUUACAAACAUUACAAACAUGUGAACAAUUAUGUGCAUUGUGGCUGUUUCGUCCGGUGUUCCAAGAUCUUGUAAUUUUUGUAACUUGUACAGAAUAAUCUGUGAGAAAUAGAAUAGUACGUCGUGAAACA